Molecule: messenger RNA, 4184 nt
Organism: Platichthys flesus (European flounder)
Lineage: Eukaryota; Metazoa; Chordata; Actinopteri; Pleuronectiformes; Pleuronectidae
Gene: bcas3
Product: BCAS3 microtubule associated cell migration factor
Exons: 25
Coding region: 122-2953 (943 amino acids)
Biological process (GO): response to starvation; autophagy
Cellular component (GO): cytoplasm
Molecular function (GO): protein binding
Source: RefSeq, a predicted model, not a curated record
CAAAUCUCGCUUGUUUAUGUUUUGACAUCUUCUGGUGGAGAGCCAAGAAGCAGCACACAACUUCGAACCCGAGGAGACCGUCAGCGUCCACCGGCUCGGAUAAAAACCGACAGGAGAGAAGAUGGCGUCCGACUCCCCGCGCAGACCGAGCCGCUGUGCUGGAGGGGUUCUGGUGCGAGCACAAGCUGCCACGGAGCAGUCUUACAUGGAAAGCGUGGUGACCUUCCUGCAGGAUGUCGUCCCCCAGGCAUAUACUGGUUCUCCACUCACUGAUGAUAAAGAGAAGAUAAUAUGGGUUCGCUUUGAGAAAGCUGACUUCAACGACACUGCUUGCAACCCAGAGUUCAUGGAGAUGCACAGUGGAACUACUGACCCUCCCCUCUGCCUCAUGAUUGGCUACACGGAUGGGAUGCAGGUCUGGGGCGUAUCUUUGGCAGGCGAAGCCCAGGAGCUGUUCUCGGUGCGUCAUGGUCCCGUGCGAGCUGCUCGCAUUCUGCCAGCACCUCAUAUCAGUCCUCUGAAGAUGGACAGUUUUGCUGAGAAGAGGCCGUUGCUUGGGGUUUGCAAGAGCACAGGCUCCUCUGGGACAAGCCCCCCCUACUGUUGUGUCGACCUGUAUUCUCUACGGACAGGGGAAAUGGUCAAAUCAAUUCAAUUCAAGACCCCGAUCUACGAUCUUCACUGCAACAAACAUAUUCUUGUGGUGAGCCUGCAAGAGAAGAUUGCUGCAUUCGACAGCUGCACCUUCACCAAGAAGUUCUUUGUCACAAGUUGCUUUCCCUGCCCUGGCCCCAGCCUCAAUCCAAUAUCUCUUGGAAGCCGUUGGCUAGCCUAUGCCGAGAACAAGCUGAUAAGAUGUCACCAGUCUCGUGGAGGAGCUUGUGGUGACAAUGCACAGUCCUACACUGCGACAGUGAUUAAUGCUGCCAAAACUCUAAAGACAGGCCUGACCAUGGUGGGCAAAGUGGUCACCCAGUUGGCAGGCACCAUACCAGCAGGCACUCCAGAUGAGGAGGGCACACCUCAUAACACGAGCCGCCGCAGUCCCCACAACCCUGGUGUGGUCACCAUCAUCGACACAGACAAUGUUGGCGAAGGGCAGGUUGUGGUGAGUGAGGACUCUGACGGAGAGGGAGUGGUGGCUCACUUCCCAGCUCAUGACAAACCCAUAUCCUGCAUGCAAUUCAACCCCAGUGGAUUGCUGCUGGUGACCACCGACACUCUAGGCCAUGAUUUCCACGUCUUCCAGAUCCUCACCCAUCCGUGGGCUUCCUCACAGAGUGCCGUCCACCAUCUCUACACCCUGCAUCGUGGGGAAACUGAGGCCAAGGUCCAGGACAUCUGUUUCAGCCCGGAUAGUCGCUGGGUAGCAAUCAGCACCCUUCGCGGCACAACCCACGUCUUCCCCAUCAACCCCUACGGGGGUGCACCCUGUGCGCGGACACACAUGUCCCCGCGGGUGGUCAACCGGAUGUCUCGCUUUCAGAAGAGCGCCGGCCUGGAGGAGAUUGAGCAGGAGCUGAACAGGGCGGCUGCGCUAGGUGGCAUCGGAGGAGGUGGUUGCAUUCUGGGUGGAGGAGGCAUCGGGGGCCGCUGUAGUCCCAUACCAGGAAUGUCCAGCAGCCCCUCAGGGUCUCCGCUGCACGCCAAGCUGAACAACCAGGAUUCGUACAACAACUUCACCAACAACAACAUGGGGAACCCGAGGCUGUCCCCGCUGCCCAGCCUCACUGUGGUGCUGCCUCUGGCUCAGAUCAAACAGCCCAUGACCCUGGGAACCAUCACAAAACGCACCGGACCCUACCUCUUUGGGGCAGGAUGUUUUGCCAUUAAAACUCCAUGCAAAACUAAGCCGCCUCCCCAGAUUUCUCCAAGUAAAUCCAGCGGAGGAGAGUUCUGUGUGGCCGCCAUCUUUGCCUCGUCCCGCUCCUGGCUCCUAACCAACCCCAACAUGAAACGAGAGAAAGAUCAGUCUAGGCAGUCGGUCGUGGACUCACUGUAUAUCCUCAGUUGCUACGGUAACUUGGUGGAACAUGUCCUGGAGCCUCGGCCGAUCAGCACUGCUCCGAAGAUCAGCGAUGACACACCUCUGGAGCUCAACACCUGUCCCAGGGCCUGCUGGACUCUGGCGAGGACCCCUCAGUGGAAUGAGCUGCAGCCACCCUUCAACUCAAACCAUCCCCUGGUGUUGGCCUCGGACCUGGUGCAGUACCAUCAGUACCUCCUGGCUGCGAUUCCUCUGGGGAGUCCAGGGCCAAUCACACGUCACGAGUCAUCAGACAGUCUGGCAUCGGACCACAGUGGCCAGGAGGAUGAGGAGUGGCUCUCUCAGGUAGAGAUAGUGACCCAUACUGGGCCCCACCGGCGCCUCUGGAUGGGCCCCCAGUUUCAGUUUAAGACCAUUCACCCUUCUGGCCAGACCACAGUCAUCUCCUCCUCAUCCUCAGUGCUUCAGUCCCAGGGCCCAACUGAUGUCCCACAACCUCUUUUGGACUUUGACACCGACGACCUAGACUUGCACAGCCUCAGGAUCCAGCCGGUGCGUUCUGAGCCAGUUAGCAUGCCCUGCUCAUCAAGGUUGAUGGCUGAUCGUCGUGGACAGACGAACAUCAUGGAUGCAGGAUCAGGAACAUUUGAUGGACGUGGUGUGACCCUGCUCGAGGUGUGUGGUAGCUGGCCGGAAAGCUUUGGCGUGCCGCGGCACCACAUCGGGUCGGCGGACGCCAGCGACGAAGGCCUGCGGGAGAGACUGGCGGAUGCCAUGUCUGAGUCCCCGUCCAGGGAGAUCGUAGGAUCGGCGACAGAGCUGCAGAGGGAAGGCAGCAUCGAGACCCUGAGCAACAGCUCGGGUUCCACCAGCGGCAGCAUCCCGCGCAACUUCGAGGGCUACCGCUCGCCCCUGCCCACCAACGAGAGCCAGCCGCUCAGCCUCUUCCCCACCAACUUCCCCUAGCAUCCCACCUCUUCUCCCCAUCAGCGUCCAUCCCACCUGACCCCCCCCCCCCCCCCCUUUCUUGGAUUGGAUUUGAAGACUAAUUAUUUUUAACUGAAGCUGCCAGUGGCUGUAUCUUUUGUAAAAUUCAAAUUAUCUAAAUGUGACCGUUUCAAUGCCAAAAUCGUUCCUAAAAUGAAAAUUGUAUUCGUGGCCUUCACAUAUUUAUUGUAGACUUAAAAAAAAAACACAUUUCAAAGAUUAAUAGACACAAAAUAUGUUUGGGCAGGACAUUUUAAUUAGCGAUAAAAUGCUGUUUCAUCACAGAGUAUUUUCAAACAGCUGAGUUCAGAGAGGGACUUUCUUAAUUUUCAAUAUUAGAACUUUAAUAAGAGACUAGUAUGCGCCCAGCUAAUCAAUCCAGCCCUGCUUGUUACCUUGUUGUGUUGCAUCAUAGUUCAGAAACCGGCCGUCCUUUUUCUCCCCUGCCGCUGAGGUCUGCUCCCUCCUGAGUCUGCCAUCAUUCUGUGUGUGUUUGAAGUUUAACGGCGUGCCUGUCGUCUGGACGAGCCGUAAGAGAAGGGAGCGCACGCAGAGGAAAAAUGUUUAUUCCAGUCAGUGACGUGUAGCAGCUCCUUUUCCCUGUGUGCGUGUUGCUGCUCUCAUGGCCUAAUGUUUCCGAUUAAAUUUGGUCUUUCAUGCCUUUGAUUUUCAUGUAAUUACAUUUAACAAAAGAUGCAGUAAUGAGAUGACACUAUGACUAAGUGGCUGAAAUAAUUUCGAUGUUUACAGUGUCGUUGGGAAAUGUCUCUGAAAUGGUUUCGAUAUAUUCCCCAUGCAGCCUUUCCAGAUAAUAAACUUUGAUUGAGCCUGCAUGUCUUUUUUUAACAUUAGCAACUUUUGACCAAAUUCUUUUUUCCUGUCUCCAGUUAGAGAUCUCUAAAAACAAAUUGUAUUUUCCUUAAAUGUUCUAGCUUUACCCGUAGAAACAGGGAUUGACUUUGAUAAUCAGAAACGUCUUUUAUUAAUUACCUCUGCCUGUUUAUUUGUCCUGAGACUUGGUGAAGAAUUAAAUGCACUAUUUAAACAGUCACCAGUUACAGAUAUGAAUGAUAAUAGAGGGCAUGAAUCUACUUGUUCUAACUUUGGGGGGAAAUGCUUGUUGUUAACGCUCAGAUUUGAGUCGUAUUUUUCUUUUCUUUUUUUCUGCAUUCAUGCAAGUUAAAACAUAAUAAAGCCGGAGGAAAUGUAA